CAUGCGUGGAUUUUAUGUAUUAUUGACUUAGUGACGUGAAAUUUAAGCGUGAAAAACAGUGCACAUAAAUAUAAAAUAAAUAAUUAUUUAAACGUGAAACAUUAAAUAUAAUAGUAAUUUCACUUUUGAGUGUGUUUAUUUUCAAAUCUUAGUAUACACUUAUACAUUAACAGUUUUAUAAAGUAAAAUUGUGUUAAAAAGGGGUAAAAAUGAACUGUAGCUGGUGUGUGAACGAGAAUGUGAAUUUUUGGUGCAUAUUCCACCUUGACUAUUUAAUAUAUGCGAUACUUCUAAUUGUGUUAUUGAUUUUAUUUCUGUAUUAUAUGCUGGCUUAGAAUGCCUUCCGGCGUUAAUCAGGUAGCUAUGAAAUAUAAUGGAAGGCGGGCGUCCCAGAAACAAUAAACCUUUUAACGACGUGGCAAGAGGACUAAAUUCGCCUGAAAUUAAAGCUAAUGAAGACAUUCCAUUCGUGGACGAUUUUGUUGAACUCGAACCCGUUAAAGCUGAAGAACCUAUUCGACCACAGAGGUUUAGAGAUGUCGAGAGAGGUGAUACAAAUGACUGCAAGCCAAAAAGAGACGGGGUGAUUCAUGCAAAAGACUUAGGAUCAGUGCAUUCUUCCCCAAAUAGUGACACAAUCGUUGUCAACACCCCUGAAGGCACUCUUUACGUGACAUUAGACCCGUAUUCGAGCAAGCCUACUAGUCCAAGUACUCAAUCUACGGAUGUGUCUGAUGCUACUCCUAGUACAUCGAAGACGUUCGGUGUGAAUGAGACAAAUGUGCUGAUAGACAAGGAGAGAGAAGACACGGAGGCAAGAAGAACGAAUUUGCGACGUAACUCAAUAUCGAUGCCCACGCUGAACAACCUUGAAGCUGAGGUUCUGAGACAACAGUACAUGAACAAUCCACAAGAUGGGAUCCCAGAGCACCACCACAGCACUGGAUCCGGCUUCAGCGAUGGUGACCACCCCGCCGACCACAACGAAGUGCUUUCUGAUGACGACAGACCAAAGACACCCCUCCGCUCACCCCGGCGCGGACCGCGGCGCCUGGGCAGGUCAGAGUUCAGCAUGGAUGACGACGACUACUCCCCAAGCAACUCUGUCACCUCCGUCAACUCCCUGGCUAGUCUGCUCAAGGAGAAACUCCAGAGCAUCCCCCAAAAGAUCCGCAAGAAGCCGACAGACUACAAACUACGAGCGUUCGUCGGCCUCAUGUUCCUGUCCGUGUCCUUCUUCAUCGGGUUCGCGUACGUGCUAUACCAUCAGCAAGCAAUGACCAAGGCUUACUUCGAAAGCGUGCAGUUCAACGAACCUAAGAGGAUGAUUAGGAUUUUCAAUGCCGAUGAUGUGGAGAUCCUUAAGGCUCAUUUAGCGGUCGGCAUCAACAAAGUGAAGGCGUACCCGUGCCUCCCAGACGACCGACACAAGGACGGCUCCGAAUGCCUGGAGUGGCUGCACACGCUGAGGUUCUACCUGAAGAGUCUGCCGCACGACCCUGGAGUGGACAACACCACCUGUUACUCCGUGCAUUGGAAGGCUCUCAAGAAAGAUGUUUAUCCCAACGAUUGUUUUGACUGGGCUGAUACCAAAGUCCACUGGUAUGGAGGCGGUCAGUCGCUCAACUUAACUUGGCCUUUGGACAACGGCUCUAUAGACUACACCCCUUUCAUCACCGGAGACAUACAAAAAAAUCAGUGGAGCAACGUCUUGACACGAUAUCUCAUAAACACUAAAGGGGCUGCAUUAAUAAUAGAUGACGAAACUCCUUUACAAAUAUCAGUAAAUAAAGACCAAAAAGCCAUCUGUAUUAGAGCUCAAUUUGAUGAAUUUGCUUACGCCAAUAGGCUAACAGAGUUCCCAGAAAUGAGAUACAAUAUCUGCACCUCAAGAGAUAUUAAAUCUCUGCAUUCAUCUAUUCACAACCAUCGCAGAGCACCGCUGUGGGAUGGCCUCAAACCAGCUGACAUGGCAAGUUUAGAAUCACUGAUCUCUGAGCCAGUUUGGCAAAUAGCUCCCAGAUUCAAAUGGGAAUUAACAUCAGAAACAAUAUCUAAAUACACUGAAGAUGUCAUCAAUUUAGGAUUCUUGAAACAGGGACAUGUUCUAAUUAACGAAUUUUGGCAGAACGAAAUAGGCGACUUAGCUGUAGACACAAGUAGGUUCUCUACGUUAAAUGAAACUGUUGAUAAAUUACACAGAAGAGGAUUCAAAGUUGCUUUUACUGUACAACCGUAUAUAAGUACUGAAAGCGCUAACUUUGCUGAAUGUGUUCAAAAGAGACUACUUGUAAGUGAAAGAAGUAGUGAUAGGAGAAUCCCUGCUUUGACAAGAUUUAAAACCUUAGCUAGUGCUGGUGUACUAGAUAUUACGAAUAAUAGAUCUGUUCCAUGGAUACUAGAAAAGUUGCAAGCGGUCAUCGAUGCAUAUCACAUUGAUUCAUUUUACUUCGAUCUUGGAUUAGCAUACGAUAUGCCUCAUUACUACCAAUGUGAGAAAAGGUUGAUCAAUCCAGAUCAAUAUAAGACGCACUUUACGAAGACAUUUGAGAAAAUUUUGAACAUUAUCGGAGUGUCGUCGGCUAUAUCGUUACCAAGGCCUCCGAUAUUCGUAUCGUUACCUCCAUUUGAAUCUUCAUGGGAAGCUUUACGACAAGUUAUACCAACAAUAUUGACAUAUGGUGUGAAUGGAUAUCCUUUCGUAAUGCCAGGAGCAGUAGGAGGAGAUAUUUACUGGCCUGGCAGUGAGCAGUUUUUGCCAUCGUCCAAGGGUUCUUUGGACUUGAAUAUCACGAACACUACUCAGGAUAACGGCAUACAGCUGCCUGAGAGAGAGUUGUACAUGAGAUGGCUGCAAAUGGCGACGUUCCUUCCUGUGAUGAAGUUCACUCACUUGCCGAGCAAAUAUAAUGAUGACAAAGUCCUGGAGCUGGCCAAGAAUUUGACUUGGUUGAGACAAAAAUUGGUGACCCCUCUCCUCCUGAAGUACAAACGCGAAGCCCUAGAGGAAGGCCUGCCGCUCAUCCGUCCACUGUGGCUGGUGACCGGCGGAGACCCCGCCUUGUAUGUGAAGGACGAGUUUGCGCUCGGCGAUGAGAUUGUUGUCGCACCGGUGUUACACCCAGGGGACACUACCAGAGAAGUGUAUCUCCCUGCUGGCCUUUGGCAAGACGGCAUUGAUGGUUCUCUACGAAAAGGAAACAGAUGGAUGCACGAAUACAAAGUGCCUAUAGACAAAGUGGCCUAUUUCCUGAGGAAACCAGACGAUAUGAGGUUUAGAUGAGGAAAAACUCAAAUAUGGGAAAUGUGAAAAACGAAGUCUUUCUGUAUUUAGGGCGACCGCUGCGUAAAUUGUCGCGCGUGUUCAUCUCUCAUGUAGGCGAAGAAAUGGCCGAUUCGCCCGUUUUAAACCCCCGACGACAGGAGUUAAGUUAUAAGUUUUACAUGCCUGUGUAUAUGUCUGUCUGUGUCAUCGUAGCAACUAAACAGCUGGCCGUAGCCACCAAUUUAGGUCUAUUUUUUUCAUAGUGAAUUUAAUCGAGAGUGUUCUUAGCUAUGGCAUGAAAUAGUGCGUUCAGCCGUUUAGAAACUAUAAGCUAAUUUCUAGCAGUUAGGUCGAUGCCAGAAACAUCGAAGUCGGGGGUUUAAAAUUUUUUAAUUUAGUUUUAAUUUGCACGUGUGGCUGAACAAGCGUAACGCAGCGGUCAGAUGAAGCCAAAAAGAUGUUUUUGAUAGAAAUAUUUGAUAUUGAAUUAUAAUAAUGAAAUAUUUGAUAUUGUAAAUAAGCAUUCCAACCAAAUAUAUAGCAAUAAUUAUUCAGAUAAGAGCAAGUAGAAAUGUAAUUUAACAGUUUAUCCCAGUAUUAUAUCGCAGACCAGUGUUAAACAUCAGCAGCCAUUAUAUUAUUAUGAAAAUAAAAUAAUUUCAAGAAAUGUAAUUUUGUUUACGAAAUGUUAUCUUUUAUUUCAUUCCAAACAUUUAUUGUAAUUACUUAUUAAUUUUAAUUAUAAUGUGGUCUCGCAUAAUUUUAUAAAAUUUCCUGUGUAGUUAGUUAUUUAAAACAUAAGAAACAUGAUGAAUGUAUGUAUAUUUAGAUGAUUUAUUUUGAGCCUCGAAGCAUACGGAGCAGGUUAAUUUUAAAUAUUGUAUUCAUAGUAUAUUCUGUUGUCUUUUCUAGUCUUAGAAAUAAAAAAGCUUGUCUAAAAGUUAUUUUUGAUAGUAAUAAGUCAAUAAAUUAAAUAGCCACUGUCCUAAUAGUUAAAUACGUCAUGUUUUUAAAUCAAAAAGUUUUAAAUAUUACAACUAUUUUCAUCACGGUAUAAAGUAUUCUAAAAUUUUUUUUAUAGAAUCUAAAUAUAUAUUUCUAUCGAAACUUAAUUGUAAAUCAUAUGUUUAACGAUUAUAUAAUUUUAAUCGUGUUGUGAUAGUAAAUUCGUUUUGAGAUUUCAAUAAUAUUAGUAGAAUAGAUUAUAUUUUAAGAGGAGUCUAAAUUGAUAUUUUUACAAGAUUCAGUAACUAUUUUUUGCUUUUAUGUGUUAAAAAAAACUCUUUAAUCACGUUACUCAAAAUAUUGCUCAUUGUAAUAAGUGGUUAAAAUUAAAUAUUUAUGAACAAUAUCAUAUACUUAUUUAUAAAGGUGUUAUAUUUUAUAUACUAUUGUACAUACAUUUAUGUUUAAGAUAAUUUACAAUGUGAUUAUUCACUGCCGUUGGAUAAAAAAUUUAUGGUACUAAUAAAAGGCAUUGACUUUAUAUUUUUAAACUAACUAUACCUUCCACUUGUAGCGUUUUGAGGGACUAUGAGAUUAUAACAAUUAUUUUCCAAUAUUUUGUUUUACUAAAAAUCUAAAACUUUAAACACAUUAUGGUUUUCGACCGAAAUAAAUUUAUCAUUAUAAUAAUUAGUCAAUAUUGUAGUUUUUCUUCGGUAUUGCUAAUGUAAAUAUACCUAUAUCAGAAGGCCUGCCACGAAACACACAAACGCAGCAAGUUACUAACAUCCACAGGCUAUCUCUUAUUUCCUAUAUCGUGUACGCAUCGUGUAAAUAGAGAUCGUGUGGACGCAAUUUCGUGCUACGUAUUUUAUGUUUCAUGAUAGCCACCCAGUUCCAAUUCUUUUAAUAUCUUGUGCACAACUUCAAUGUUCUUGUGUACGUAUUGACCUAAACAGAAGAUGAUUUGAUCGUAAAUCGUUUGGCAACCAAACACCUUCUUGUUUAAGAUUUGAUAAAUUUAAUUAACAGGUGAUAGAACUAAUGUUAUCCAUUUAACAUCAGUAACAAGAAUUCUACUCACUACAAAUAAAAAGAUCGGUUGAACAUU
This is a messenger RNA of Plodia interpunctella (Indianmeal moth), 5321 nucleotides long. RefSeq lists its product as uncharacterized. Gene Ontology annotation, biological process: carbohydrate metabolic process. Lineage: Eukaryota; Metazoa; Arthropoda; Insecta; Lepidoptera; Pyralidae. The coding region runs from base 374 to 3283 and encodes 969 amino acids. The record is from RefSeq and is a predicted model, not a curated record. Gene Ontology annotation, molecular function: hydrolase activity, hydrolyzing O-glycosyl compounds. The transcript is spliced from 9 exons.